Molecule: messenger RNA, 1305 nt
Organism: Emiliania huxleyi CCMP1516
Lineage: Eukaryota; Haptophyta; Isochrysidales; Noelaerhabdaceae
Exons: 2
Source: RefSeq, a predicted model, not a curated record
CUCGGCACCCGCCCGGGGCUCGCGUGCUCCUCCGCGCCCCCGGUCGCCCGCUCGGCGCCGCCCUUCCUCCGCUCCGACCCGCCGCACGCGGCGCCGCUCGCGCGACUUCCGCAAGAGGACGCUCUCCCUCAGUCCAAGCGCAGGCGGCUGCAGCGGGCGGCGGCGUGGGUGCGUCGCGGCCUUUCGGACGGCGUCGCCGACAUCCUCGCCGUCGCGCUCACGCGGCGGCGUGUGCGCGACGGCCCGCCGGCGGCGGCGGCGGGCGCUGCGCCGCAGCGGCAGGUGGCGAGGUACUGGGCGCCCUCGCGCGAGCAGGUGGCGCGGCGGCACCGGAUCAUCCGGGAGCUGGUCUGGAUGGACGCGGAGGGGCAGCUGCAGCGCUUCGUCCGCUCGCUCGAGGGUCGGUGGGAGAGGGGCGCCGAGCGGCUCGCCGCAGAGCCCUGGACGGCGGCCGAGGUGCUCACCGAGGCGGUGCAGCAGGUGCAGGGGCAGCUGGCGCGCUCGCUCAAGCCGCGCGACCCGCUCAUCCAGUGGCACCUCAAGACGCUCGACCCGCAGCAGCCGCAGGGCGCCUUCGACGAGUGCGUCCUCGUGCACGGGCGCGAGAGCUGCGCGGCGCGGUACGCAGAGCUACGCGAGGCGCUGCGCUCGGUGAUCCCGUGCUUCGUCGCGCUCAUCUCCGAGGCGGUGCGGCGGCGGCCCGCCCUCGCACACCGCAUCUCCGCGCAGCUGCUGCUCGCCGCCGGCGUGCUCGCUUCGUGGCGCGCCGCCGCCCUCCUCCGCCUCUCUCGCCGGCGGAGGUACGAGAUGCUGACCAACUUCCUCGCAAUCACCAGCGGGCUCGUCGCCGAGUGCCGCGCCGCCGUCGAGGCGCCGAGGGCGCUGCCGGCGGCCGGGGGCGCCGUGCGGGGCCGACGCCGCUGAAUCGGCGGCUUGUUCUUCAUGCUCUAUCGCGCGGAGCAGAGGAUCGUUUGUGUAGAGAGCGCCGCCGGCGGGCGGCGCAACCCUGCGGGGAUGCAUGUAACCUCCCCCUCCCCCACCCCCCUCCCCGACCCCGAUGGCGACGCGCUGCGCGCGGAGCCGAGAGUGGCGGGGUGGUGCGGCCAGUUUUGUUGCCUCUAGCGCAUGGAGGUUUGAGGGCGGGCAGCGCGCCGAAAGGCGCCUGUCUGCUCUGACUCUUGCUGUUGGGCUCAAGAGUCAGGCCUGACCCGCCUGGUCUCUUCUCUCGUGCUCUGGUAUGUAUCUCUUUUUUCGUGCGUUCCUGUUCUGGUAUGAGUUUGUGUAUGGUAUGAGUUUGUGGUAUUC